CUGUCACCUAAGAUUUCCUUCUGCAAUGCCCCCUGCAGACCACACCAUGAUUCAUUCACACACAAUCAAUUUUCCCUAUAAAUAAUCUCAUUUUUUCUUCAUACCUCUUCACCUCAUUACCAUAAGCUUUUCUUUUUGUUCCUUCAUCUCCUGGGAAAUGAAAAUGGAAACCCCAAUUUCUUCAUCUUUCUCCCUUAUUAUUUUCUUGAUCAUCACCCGUUUAAUGUCCAUUGUGGGAAAAGUGAAGAAACCUAAUUCCUCCUCUUCCUCCUCACCGCUUCCUCCCGAAAUUUUCUCCCUCGGAUUCGCGUCGAGGCUGCGCUCUGAUCCGGGCCCCGCCGCUUCCACCGACUUCGGGAAGAUAGUCGAAGAACCUCCCGCGGCGGUUCUUUACCCGACGUCCGUCUCGGACAUCGUCGACCUCGUGAAGUUUUCCCACGACAGCCCGUCACCCUUCGCAGUGGCAGCAAGAGGGCACGGGCACUCGGUCCGUGGCCAGGCCACGGCGAAGGGUGGGGUGGUGGUGGAAAUGACGUCUUUGGGUAGGAACCGGAGGCGGGGGGAGGGGAUUAGGGUUUCUUGGAGUGAUUCUCUAGGGUUCUUCGCCGACGUCGGGGGAGACGAGCUGUGGGUUGAUGUGCUACGUGCGAGUCUCGAGUACGGGCUCGCUCCGGUGUCGUGGACGGAUUACUUGUACCUAACCGUCGGCGGGACCCUCUCAAACGCCGGCAUCAGCGGCCAAACUUUCCGGCAUGGCCCUCAGAUCUCCAAUGUUCAUGAAAUGGACGUUAUAACAGGAAAGGGAGAAUUAUUAAGUUGCUCCAAAAAUAUGAAUCCAGAGUUAUAUUUUGCUGUUCUGGGAGGUUUAGGUCAGUUUGGAAUCAUAACUAGGGCAAAAAUUGUGUUAGAAAGAGCACCAACAAAGGUGAGAUGGGUAAGAAUGCUUUAUGAUGAUUUCUCAAAGUUCACAAGAGACCAAGAGCACCUCAUCUCAAUUGAUGAAGGUGGGCUAGACUAUGUGGAAGGCUCUCUCGUAUUGGACCAAAGCUCUCCAAAUAAUUGGAGAUCUUCCUUUUUCUCCACAUCCCAUCAAUCCCAAAUUUCCGAAUUGAUAUCCAAACAUGGCAUAAUAUACUCCUUGGAAAUUGUGAAGCACUAUCAUGAUGAUGAUUCUACUUCUUCUUCUUCUUCUUCUAAGGAAAUGGAGGGUUUGGUUGGAGGGCUGAGCUACAAGGAAGGGUUAGUUUUCAAGAGAGAGGCAUCAUAUUUUGAGUUUCUGAAUAGGGUAAGGGGUGGUGAGGUAAAGCUGAGGGAAAAAGGGGAGUGGGAUGUGCCACAUCCAUGGCUAAAUCUUUUUGUGCCAAAAUCCAGAAUCUUAGAUUUCAAUGUGGGAGUCUUUUUGGACAUCAUUCUCAAACACAACAACAACAACACAUCUGGUCCCAUCCUUGUCUACCCCACUCGCACCUCCAAAUGGGACAAUAGGAUGUCAGCAGUAAUCCCAGAAGAGGAGGAGACAUUUUACUGUGUGGGGCUGUUGCAUUCAAUAAGUGGGUUGAGUGAGUGGGAGGAUGCAGACAGGCAAAAUCAAGAAAUAUUGGAUUUCUGCAAUGGAGCUGGCAUCAAAAUCAAGCAAUAUCUUCCCCAUUACAGCUCCCUGGAAGACUGGUCAAACCAUUUUGGAUCAAAAUGGAACCUUUUCCAAAUGAGAAAAUCUCUUUUUGAUCCUAAAUUCAUAUUAUCCCCUGGCCAAAGAAUUUUUGUUGCUUCAUCAUCAUCAUCAGGUGCUAGAGGUGGUGAUGAUAUAUAUUGUUCUUCCUAAUUAAUUAGCUUGUUGUGCUAAGUUGAUGGAAAUUAAAUGUCAUAAUUAUACUAAAAUAUAGUGACUUUCCCAAUGUGGUAUCAUAUGUUUUCAUUUUUCAAUGUAAUAACACUGCUCCAUGUCCGAUCCACUCGUCAUUGUUUAACUAAAUGCUCAGUGUCACUGGACGUUACGCUGUUCAAACUGAAAUGAUAAAAAUCAGUCAUAAAGCUUAUUGGUUUUG
Cuscuta campestris is the source of this 2045-nucleotide messenger RNA. The record is from the annotation of a GenBank genome assembly. NCBI's taxonomy places the organism in Eukaryota, Viridiplantae, Streptophyta, Magnoliopsida, Solanales, Convolvulaceae.